Bathycoccus prasinos is the source of this 1725-nucleotide messenger RNA. RefSeq lists its product with no specific name. Bases 1 to 1725 code for a protein of 574 amino acids. NCBI's taxonomy places the organism in Eukaryota, Viridiplantae, Chlorophyta, Mamiellophyceae, Mamiellales, Bathycoccaceae. The record is from RefSeq and is a predicted model, not a curated record. Gene Ontology annotation, molecular function: phosphatidate phosphatase activity. The transcript has a single exon.
AUGCGCGACGACGACGAGAAAGACGACGUAAGCGAUGCGAAACUAAAAUCAAAGAAGAACAAAAUGUUACUCCAUCGCGUCGGUUCCGGUUUACUUGACGUCGCGACGACCACGAGCGGUUUAACCGCCUCGGCUGUUUCCACGCUCGUUCCAAAUCCCGGCGGUGCCAUCGACGUGCUCGUCGUUGAAAAUCGCUCGACGAAGUCGUUGCGGUGCACGCCAUUUUUCGUUCGAUUCGGAAACGCGAAAUCAUUCUUCAGCAAGAAACUUUUGAGCGCAGAUGCGACGUACGUGAGUUUCCACGUGAACGGUAAAGCGUUCGAACAGUUUCGGAUGAAAUUGAGCCGAAACGGCACGUGCCAGUUCGCGCACGAAAACUGCGCACAGGAUGCCUUGUUUUUCGACGGGUGGGACGAGACGACGAAAACGGUCGAGACGACGGCAUCGACAUCGAUGGUGAAAACGAGAAUGGACGGCGAGAAUGCAAACGCGAACGGGAAUUACGGUAGUUUAUUAAACGAGACGGAAAGCAUCGCGAUCGAGGAAGCCGAAGAGGCUGGGAGAAGCUCCGAGGACGACGAAGAAGAGGACGGAGAAGAAGAGGAAGCGCCAAAGGCGCCUUUAACUUCUUCGGAAGCCACGACGACGAAGACAACAACGACAACAACGGCGAAUGCGGCGUCUUCUGGAAAAUACACGAGAGCAAAGAAGUGGCUGAAAACGAAAGUUGGAGGAUUGAGCGGGAAUCAUAGUAGUGGAGGUAGUAAACAUAGUAAUAGCGCUGAUAAGAAUAAUAAUAACAACAACAACAACAACGGGAAGGAGAAGAAGGAGGCGAAAGCGGCGAAACCUCCUCGAAAACGGAGGAACACCCGCUUGACAUCGGAGGAACUUAAGAUGCUAGAUUUAAAGCCAGGGUUAAAUACGGUCACGUAUUCGUACAAAUCGAGAGUUUUCGGGACGCAAACUUUAGAAUGUAACUUGUUUUUGUGGGACUCCGGGGAUAAAGUGGUCGUUUCAGAUAUCGACGGAACCAUAACAAAGUCAGACGUUCUCGGACACAUUUAUACAAUGGUUGGAAAAGAUUACGCGCAUCCAGGCAUCGCUUCUUUGUAUCGGAAGAUUGUACGCAACGGGUAUAAAAUUCUCUUCGUGACCAGUCGGGCGAUUAGUCAAAGCAACUCCACGAGAGCGUAUUUGCGAACGUUAACGCAAAACGGCGAGACGUUGCCGAUCGGGCCAGUCAUGUGCGCACCAGAUCCAAUAUCCACCGCGUUAUACCGCGAAGUUGUGGCGCGAAAACCAGAAGUGUUUAAAAUCCGAUGCCUCACUCGAGUGCGUCGCUUAUUCGACGUGGACAUCAACAAAACUCGAAUGUUUGCCGGUUUCGGCAAUCGCUCCUCCGACGCGCUCGCCUAUAAAACGUGCGGCAUAGAGCUGGAUAAAAUAUAUACCAUCGAUCCAAAAUCGCGCUUACGAAGCGAAAAAACCGGCGAAACGUUCGAAAUUCAACACUUGAUGGACAAAGUCGACCAAGCGUUCCCACGGAUUGAAGGUCGAAUUCAAAACGACAACGAGGAAGAAGAAGAAGUAGAAGUCGCCGCGCGAUGGCGAAUAACCGCAGAAGAUAAAGAACGCAAAAAAGGUGAAGAAAGUCGCGUGAAAUGUUUGUUCACGGUCGAAGAGAAGAGUCAAGCCGUGCAUUGCUCGCUCUUUAUCGAGUAA